This is a messenger RNA of Pyricularia grisea, 4349 nucleotides long. RefSeq lists its product as uncharacterized. Gene Ontology annotation, biological process: actin cortical patch localization. The record is from RefSeq and is a predicted model, not a curated record. Gene Ontology annotation, cellular component: plasma membrane. The coding region runs from base 1333 to 3879 and encodes 848 amino acids. The transcript has 4 exons. NCBI's taxonomy places the organism in Eukaryota, Fungi, Ascomycota, Sordariomycetes, Magnaporthales, Pyriculariaceae.
UGAAGCGGAUGGCCCUGUUGCGGACAACUUCGUAAAAAAAAAAGGUAGCGACCCCUGUUGAAGCCCGAAGCCCCGGUCCCCGUUUCCUUUGAACCCCUUUCCUCCCCCCUCAAUCCAUUUUUGACGCCCAGAUGCGACAAUUGAGAUACAUAUACGUAUACCGCGUGAUUUGAUAAUGGGGCCCGCCGCUCAAAGCAAUUAAGAUCAACAACUACAGUUGUGGAGAGGGUGCCUCCUCGCUGCUACAAGAACUGUCGGUUCGCCAUCCUUCCGUGCACUGACCGGCUCAGGCUCCUUCCCGUGCGGCGACGUCGUUUCGAGACAGCUAUCACCUCGACUAGACUGGACGCUACCGAUUACUUAGCACCCUGCCCCUGCUCUUUUCACCCAAGCAUCGCGACGAGCCUCUAUCGCAUCAAACAGACAACGCGACGGGUUGUUCGACAGUGAUUGGCUAGUCGCAAAGGACCGAAGGACGUCAAGUCAUACCAACCCAUCGCGCAACGAAUUGUUGCCAACAUUGAAAAUCCGAGCCCGAACCAUUGAUCAAGCCUGGGCGACUCAUCACAUAUACCUACGAUACUGGCGGAAGUAGGCACUGAUAAUCCAAGAGGUGGUCUGGCUCCGCGCAACCCUCCCGUGUACCGAUUGUUGCCGAUACAACAGACCGUUGCUUGCCCUGUCAUCACUGGCCCUGUCCGGAUCUAGAUCGCUCAGCAUCCGCCCCCAACCAGGUCUUCCGUCUGAUGCCAGCUUACCAAACGCUCUGAUCGUCAAACUCUACAAGAGGCCACACACGCGGUUGUCAGCGCGAUUCAAAGCGCCAGCUUCUUCUCUGCCAAGGCAUCCCAGGCGUGACUCUUUUCUUGCCUUUCCAGGCCCGUCUGUCCAUCCAUCUCCGAUCUCAGGCUAUCUCCUAGUCUAGACUAGUACCUGGAAUAAACUUUACCGCCAACGAGAGCUGGGGUUGAAAGCCUUAUCACAUCGUCACUAACCUCUACGGAACAGAGAAAAGGAACAUUGGGAUGUCCGUGGUCUUGGUGACCUAAACUUUUUUUUCCUUCUUUUUUCCUGACGGAGUAUCUGAGUGGUGCAGUCAGCUCAAGCAUCAGGCCCGUGCCACCGUCCGAUGGGGAGUGGGAGUUCGUCUUGGCAUCGAUUUUGACCGCCUUGCUGGAUCGACGAAUCCCUUGCUACUUGACUGACGUGCUAGCAAGUCAAAAGGUGCAGGCACGCGUACUCGAGGGCUUGCCUCCACAACAGCCAAUACUCGAGCCUGUGCUCAAAUCAGCCGAGUUCUCGGGUGGGCCAAACGAACAAAGGGCUACUACUAUGGCAUCAGCCCAGGCUGUUCCUCGGCCAGAUCAUUUGAACAGGGCUCCCGGCAGUAGUAACGCCAAUCUGUUCGUCCAGCUGUACUCGGAUGGCAGCAACGGGAUAAAUACGCAAAACAAGAGAACAUCGCUGUCGUCUUUCCCUCCCUCUUCGCGUUCUGGGUCGCAAAUGUCCCACGUCUCCCGGCCACCUCAAUCACCACAGCCGCCUCCACCCGUCAUCAUGUCUGAGACAGACCGGACUUCUGAUCCCAGCUCCAAGAGCAAGACUUCAUCCACCGGCACCGGCGUGUCGUCGCAACACUCGUCUCUGUCCGCGACCCGGCGAUAUAAUCCCGAUGCACACCCACCCAGAAAGCUGCGCUCUCAGUACCCUCGAGGCGCAACGGAAAACCAUGUCGAGUACAUUCUUGUCGCAUCUUUCGACAUUGAUCGCGGGUCUGUAAUGGAUCAGCAGUAUCCCGUUGCUAUCACUGGAGACGAAAACAUGCUGGCUGAGCUCAUGCUGCCUGACGGCGCUCACAUGCGGCAUGAGGAUUGGACAAUAUUUUUUCUUCACAAGGACCAAUCUGAGGAGGAGGAGGACCAGGAGCGGCAGGCCAAGGAUGCACGCAAGAGGAGGAGACAGUUCAGAAGGGACAAAGCGCUAGGUCUAGCGGGAGGCCGGUAUGAGGGAGAUGCCGAAGAUGACAUGGAGAUCGAGGACGAUGAGUACGGCUGGGAUGACGACUCUACCGAUAGCGAGGCAGAUGGUGUAGAAGGUCCUCCGUUGAUUUACGUGCUUAACUUGGUCAACACAAAGCUGGAUAAGACGGUCAAACGAGGAUCCAUCGUGAAGGCAAUGGCAAUAUGCACGAGGCAUCCCUUUCUACACAUCUACAAGCCACUCCUUUUACUUGCUUUAGAUGAGUAUUUCAAGGCCCCUGUGCCGGAGACUCUAGCAAUGCUUUACGAUGCGGUGAAUGCAAUGGAUUUGUCUCUCAUGCCAAAACUCAGUUUCCUCGAAAGGCACCUUCUCCAAGCCAGCGAGAACAAGGAUCUAUUUAUGGAGAAGUUCGAGCAAAUGAUACAGAUGAGGAUGGCUGAGGACCGCGGAGAAGACGUUCCUGACCAGAUCUUUGACGCAAGCAGGAGCCCUGCGAAGAGAUCUGGAAUCUCCAGAGCAGGGACCAAGGCCCAUUUUGAGGGACAGUCAACAUACUCGGUACCGAGAGAUACUCAUGAGUUUGAGAGCAAGGUUAUCUACAAGGGAAUCCCAAUUCCCAUAAAAGUGCCUGUAGCCGUCAUGCCAGAGACAGUCGGCGACUUUUCGCUCAUCAAGCUCAUCCAAACAUUCUCAGAGCCGCACCUUAAAUCUCCACAACCGUUCACAUUACACGCGCACCUUACGACCAACGGGUCAAACACGCAUCCGAUCAUCGUGCUCAUCAAUGCCUUACUGACGCAGAAGCGGGUCAUUUUCCUCGGCCACAACAUGCCGUCUGGCGAGGUGGCUGAGGCAGUCUUGGCCUCGUGCGCGCUGGUCUCGGGUGGUCUUCUCAGAGGUUUCACACGCUUCGCGUUUCCCUAUACGGAUCUGACAAAAAUUGAUGAUCUCCUCAAUGUCCCCGGCUUCAUUGCCGGCGUCACAAAUCCGACAUUCGAGUUGCAUCCGGAAUGGUGGGAUCUUUUGUGUGACCUGCAGACAGGUCGAAUGAAGAUCAGCAGCCGAAUCGAGGACGCAGCCCCGACAGAAGGCCUGUUAUACUUCAAACAGCAAAAUCCGGCAUACGCGAAUUUGGUGACGAGCGGCCCCUCGAACAGCACAACUGCUGAUUUGACGGGCGAUAAUGCGUUCAUGGUCGACAUACUCCGAAGCAUAGCGGCCCGGGCCGGAGAGCGGGUGGUGAGGGCAAAGUGGCGUGACUGGGUGGUCAAGUUCACCAGGAUAGCGGCCGCGUUUGAGGAGAGUGUGUAUGGCGCCAGCGCACUCUACAUCGGGGGCGACGAGCCAGAAGGAGCGGUAGUUCCCGUGGGUGGGCAUGGAUACGUUUGGGCGGAUGACAAUGCAAAGAUGAGGGAGCUUGCAGGCAACGUGACCAGGAUAGAGGGCUGGAGAAACACACGGAGCUACUACAGCUUCAUCCAGGAUAUUGCCCAACAUUACUCUAUCAAGCCCCUCAAAGGUUUAGAUCUGCACCACAUGCACGACCGUCUGCGAACGCAACGGCUGACUCCAGCUCAGAGUCGUGAAAUUUACGCAGCGUUUGCGCGGCACGUACACUCGUACGACGAGAUUUGCUUGUUGCUCACGGUAGCGCCCGAGUCGCAUGCUGGGCUUUUUUACAUUGCCCUCGGGUUAUUUCACAAAGACCGCGAUGUCCGUUUGCGCACGGCGGAUCUGCUGGAGAGGAUUAGCGAGCACGAGGCUGGGCAGCACUGGUGGAAGGCGCUCACGCGAUUUGAGAAGCUAGCAUUUGCGCGUAUACGGCGCGAAGCCGAGCUCGAUAUGCGCGCGAAGCUCGAGAAGGAGGGUCUGAGUCCGGUUGAGAAGAGGAUUAGUUGACGAACUGAUAAUUAAUGGUGAGUUGCGAAUGUAUAUGUUGGGGAGGACACCCUGCCUCGGCCAACAUUGCAGUGCCGCCUUUACAGACCAAGAUCUCGCUCGAGGUUCGCCAUGGUUACAACAGGCAUAGUCGGAGGUACAUGGCUGGGACGUAGGAACUUGCUGGUCUGGCAUCACUGCCACUUACAAGAACCAAUUUUGAUCACAGAGUGAUCCAUGGACCGGGCUGGGAGGAACAACAAGUCCAUCCCCCACCUGACUUUGUCUCUUUUAUGACGUUAUGAUAUUUGACGGAAGGCUACCUAGGAUACCGAUGAGGACGGGGAACUCGGCCUUUACUACACAAACACAACAUGGUGAUACCCUCGUUUCGCAAUACAAUUUUUCUUGAAUACAUUUAUUCGUUGGCAUAAAAAAAAAGAAGAAAAAAGAAAAAAACAUACGGCCUAGGCUAGGGAACUAGGCCGAUG